Molecule: messenger RNA, 951 nt
Organism: Pogona vitticeps (central bearded dragon)
Lineage: Eukaryota; Metazoa; Chordata; Lepidosauria; Squamata; Agamidae
Product: peptidoglycan recognition protein 3
Biological process (GO): peptidoglycan catabolic process
Molecular function (GO): N-acetylmuramoyl-L-alanine amidase activity; zinc ion binding
Source: RefSeq, a predicted model, not a curated record
GAAGGGUCACAUUUUCUGGUUCUGCCUUCAUGAUGCCAUGGAGGAAGCUUCCGAUUCAAAAGCACAUGGCGUUACCGCUUGCCGUAGAAUCUCCCGCCCACACCCUUUCUGCUGUAAAAAGCCUUCUGAUUUCCCUGUUAAUCCAUCACCUCCCUUCAAACAGAAGGGAUAAGAGAAAGCCGAGGCUUUUCAGAAGGAAGCUUCUGCUCAGACAAGGUGCUAGAGGUUGGUUCUGAGCUAUUGGGCCGGGACGCCAACAGAAGGAAGAUGGUCGUGUUGAAGAUCCUUCUGCUUCUUCUAGGCACUUUGCCAACAGUCACUCCCUGUUUCCAGCUCAUCACCCCCUCCAAGUGGGGAGCCAAGCCUGCUAACUGUUCCGCACCCUUGCAGACCACCCUGCCGGAAUAUGCCGUCAUCAUCCACACGUCCGGAACUCCCUGCAGGUCCCGCGCUGAAUGCGCGAGAGAGACAAGGAAUGUCCAGGAUUACCAUCAACGCAUCAAAGGGUGGUGUGAUAUUGCCUACAGCUUCCUGAUUGGUGAAGACGGAUAUGUGUACGAAGGCCGAGGCUGGCGCAACGAAGGUGCUCACACUUAUGGCUACAAUGAUUUGUCUCUCGGCAUCGCCUUCAUUGGCACAUUUACUGAGAAACUUCCCAACCAAGCGGCAUGGAAAGCACUAAAGUGUCUGCUGGAAUUCAGUGUGAAGGUCGGUUAUUUGGCCUCCGAUUACCUCAUCGUAGCCCACAGCGACAUCAGCGAUAUGGUAUCGCCUGGCGACCCCGUCCUCCGAGAACUUACCAAGUGGUCAAACUAUAAACACAACUGAAGAUCGGUUCUACCACCUAUGCAGUCUUUGGCCUUCAACGCUUGCUGUGGAAGUAUAUGAAGAAAAAAAAAGAAAAUGGCAAUAUAUAUAUAUAUUAGACUAUGGGUGGGCCUUGUAGCCAGA